Molecule: messenger RNA, 1299 nt
Organism: Annulohypoxylon truncatum
Lineage: Eukaryota; Fungi; Ascomycota; Sordariomycetes; Xylariales; Hypoxylaceae
Product: phosphoserine aminotransferase-like protein
Exons: 3
Coding region: 1-1299 (432 amino acids)
Biological process (GO): L-serine biosynthetic process
Cellular component (GO): cytoplasm
Molecular function (GO): pyridoxal phosphate binding; O-phospho-L-serine:2-oxoglutarate transaminase activity
Source: RefSeq, a predicted model, not a curated record
AUGCCCUCCAGGGCCGAGAUCACAUACUUCGGCGCGGGCCCGGCUUUAUUGCCCACUCCCGUGCUUGAAACCGCCUCCCAAGCUCUCCUGAAUUACAAAGAUACAGGACUUGGCAUUGCUGAGCAUUCUCAUCGCUCUCAAUAUGCUGCCGACAUCAUUAAUCAAGCAAAGGCUGACUUGGCUACCUACCUCGAUAUUCCGGACGACUAUGAAGUUCUCUUCAUGCAAGGCGGCGGAAGUGGCGAAUUUUCCGCUACUAUGUACAACCUUGUUGGCGCUUGGGUAACUAGGAAAAAGGCCGAAAUUCUGAAGCAAUUGGGUGCUCAAAGCGAGGAAGAGGCGAACCAAGAAGAACUCGUAGCAGUACUCAAGAAAGCCAUCGAUUCUGACUUGAAGCUGGACUACCUAGUGACAGGCGGCUGGUCGUUGAAGGCUUAUCAAGAAGCCGGCCGUCUUCUCGGCCCGGAGUACACUAACCUGGCUACCGAUUCCCGGACCGUGAAUCAGGGCAAAUUCGGCAAGAUUCCAGAUGAGAGCACGUGGAAUUUGUCCAAGAAUGCCGCCAUGGUAUACUACUGUGACAACGAAACUGUAGACGGAGUUGAGUAUCCCAAAUUUCCCGAUGCUCUUGGUCCCGAUUCGAAUGGCGUGCGUCCUAUUGUCGUCGCGGACAUGUCGUCAAACAUUUUAUCCAGAAGAAUUCCUGUCGAAAACUUCUCGCUUAUCUUCUUCGGUGCACAGAAGAAUCUCGGCUCGACCGGAGUAACCGUAGUAAUCAUUAAGAAGAGCCUAUUGCCACCGGCAUGCCCGCAACCUUCUCCGGCAUUAAUGAGAAAACUCGGGCUCCCCAUUCCUCCGGUUAUAUUCUCAUACGAGACCAUCGCCAAAAAUAACAGUCUGUACAACACACUUAGCAUCUUUGACGUCUAUAUAGCCGGUCAAGUGCUCAAGAAGUUGCUUGCGACCUUCCCAGAUAAGGUCGACGGCCAAGAAGCCGUCGCCAACCAGAAAGCGGAAAUCAUCUACAAGGCGCUCGAAUCGUACCCGAGCAUCUACAGAAUUGUUCCCGAUAAGUCGGUCCGCUCCAGGAUGAACAUUUGUUUCCGCGUGACAGCCGGAGGCGACACGGAGAGUACAGAGGCAAAGUUCCUCAAGGACGCAACUGCUCGUGGCCUCACCGGCCUGAAGGGUCAUCGAAGUGUUGGCGGCAUUCGUGCCAGCAACUAUAACUCGAUUCCACUCGCAGGGGCCCAGCAGCUCGCCGACUUCAUAGUCAAUUUUGCUCAGGCUCAGGCGUAA